Messenger RNA from Nannospalax galili (Upper Galilee mountains blind mole rat), 1374 nucleotides. RefSeq names its product centromere protein U (gene Cenpu). The coding region runs from base 48 to 1292 and encodes 414 amino acids. Lineage: Eukaryota; Metazoa; Chordata; Mammalia; Rodentia; Spalacidae. The transcript is spliced from 13 exons. Gene Ontology annotation, cellular component: nucleus. The record is from RefSeq and is a predicted model, not a curated record.
CCUUGGCGCGAGCUUUGUGGGUCUCGCUCUUGUCGAGAGCCGGCUGGAUGGCGGCGUCCUGGCAGCUGCGGUCCUCCGGGCGCUCAGGUGCAAAAUAUUCAAAGAACAGUUUAGGAAGAGCACAGUCCAUGAGGCAUAAAGCUGGUCAAAAGCACAAGCCUAAUGAUGUGUUUGACUUUCCUGAUAAUUCUGAUGUCUCAAGCAUUGGCAGACUGGGAGAAAAUGAUAAAGAUGAACCUUAUGAAACUUUUGAUCCUCCGUUACACAGCACUGCUAUCUAUACUGAUGAAGAACUCUCCACACACUGUGGGUCUUCUGUGCCUUCAACCCCUCAAGGAAAAGAAGAGGGAAAAAAUUCAAACUCUUCUGAAAAUGAAGCAAGUGGAAAUGAAUCUAUAAAAAUCAGUGCAAAAAAGCCAAGAAGAAAACUUCCACCUACUACUAGUAGUGAAUCUGAAAGCUCUGAAGAUGAUAUAAGGAGAAAAGUUCAGUCAGCAGAGAAAGUGAGCACUCAACAGCGGGAAGCUGGUGCAGCUGUGGCUCCUUUGGUGCACUCUGAGAAGCCAGCUGAACCUGUCACCCCAAAGAGGACAGGACCCCUCAGUGCCCAGUCCUCUGCUGAAAAAGAGACCCGGGCAACACAAACACAGCAGAAAACUCAGAGAACAGGGAAGUUGUCUCCUGGCAAAAGGAAGAAACCAAGAAGUAAAGCAACAGCCUCAGAUCCUUCUGAAAGUAUGCAUAUUUGGUGUCCAGAAGGAAAGAGAAUCAGCGACAUCAUGGACUUGGAUAUUGUUUUGUCUGUGUUUGAGAAAACCCUCCUGGAGUAUAGACAAAGAAUAGAAUCGAGAAGUUGUAAGGAAGCCAUCAACAAAUUUUUUUUUAAUAUUAAAGGGGAACUCAUCAGAAUGCUUACAGAAGUCCAGAUGUUGAAAACUCUGAAACGGAAGAAUACUAAGAUCAUUUCUGACAUGGAAAAGAAAAGGCAGCGUUUAAUUGAAGUCCAGGAUGAACUGCUUCGGUUAGAGCCAGAGCUGAAACAACUACAAACAAAAUAUGAAGAUCUUAAGGAGAGAAAGUCAUCUCUUAAGAAUUCAGUGCAUUUCUUAUCUAAUUUAAAACAGCUUUAUCAAGAUUAUUCUGAUGUUCAGGAAAAAGAACCAAACUUAAAGGAAACAUAUGAUUCAACCAGCCUUCCAGCUCUAUUGUUUAAAGCAAGAACCAUUUUGGGAGCCGAAAACCAUCUGCAGAAUAUCAACUGUCAGUUAGGGAAGCUCCUUGGCCAGAAAUGAGAAGCCCAGUCUGCUGAGUCCCAUGCUACUGUUACCUACUGAAACUGCACUUCUGUGAAUAAAACUUCUGUUUGCCUAGUCA